AUGUCUGCUUUCACCUCCAUAGGUGCCAAAGUAGAUUACCAGAUUAAUAACAGACCUGGUCCAUAUGUUUUUAGAAUUAGCGGUCAAAAUCAUCACCUAAUGGGUUCACUUCUUCCCCCUGAUGGGCAUCCACCUAAAUUUGCUCAAUUAUACAUUUAUGACACGGAGAACGAGAUAAAUAAUAGGAUUCAAGUAUUCGAUGCACAUGGGAACCAUUCUACUAUUGAUAAGGAUAUUGUAUCUGAUUUAAUCACGAUGUUUGAUAAUACUAAUGAAAUUGUGAAAGCCUUUAGAAUGGCCCGAGAUCGCUUUGAAGAAAGUGAUUAUUUGCCUAUUAGAUUGAGAUUGAUUGGUGCACGAAGAGAAUGUGCAAGGCAGUAUAAUCCUCCAUCAUCUUCUGAAAUUGCUGGCCUGAUAAUUGGCGACCUUGGUUGUGCGGAUCGACAACGUGAUAUCGUAGUUGAACACAAAACUGAGGGUCUUAAACGUAUUAGCGAUCUACACCCGUCUCUUAUGGCGAUGCAGUAUCCCAUCCUUUUUCCAUAUGGUGAAGAUGGCUUUAUGCUCGGAAUUCGAUGUAAUGAAAAUUCGCGUAGAAAAACAAAUUCAAGACAGUGCGUUACUAUGCGAGAAUUUUAUGCCUAUAGGAUACAGAAUAGAUCGAAUGAAGGAAAAACCCUAAUUCGAGGCGGGCGACUUUUCCAGCAGUAUAUAGUUGAUGCAUUUACAUGUGUUGAGGAAGAAAGACUCAGCUAUAUUAGGAACAACCAAUCGAAUUUACGUUCUGAAAUAUAUAAAGGUAUUAGAGAUGCUGUUAUUGAGGGUGAUGUAGAUGGUAAUGCUAUUGGAAAGCGAAUUAUAUUACCGUCUAGCUUCACGGCUGGCCCUAGGUAUAUGAUCCAAAAUUACCAGGAUGCUAUUGCCAUAUGUAGGUCUUCUGGUCCUCCAGAUUUAUUUAUAACAUUUACAUGUAAUGCGCAAUGGCAAGAAAUACGCGAUGCAUUGCAAUUUAUGCCGGGCCAGCGGCCUGAAGAUAGACCAGAUAUUAUUAGCAGGGUUUUUAAGAUGAAAUUGGAAGCACUCAUGAAUGACAUCAAGAAGGAACGUUUCUUUGGCCAGACAACAGCUGAGCUUUACACAGUAGAGUUUCAGAAACGAGGGCUGCCGCAUGUGCAUAUCUUGCUAUGGUUGUGUGGCGGUAAUAAAUACUUAACAAGUUUGGAGAUAGAUUCAAUUAUCUCUGCAGAGAUACCUGAUAAAACUGUUGAUCCAGAUAGUUACACAAGUGUUGCCAAAUUUAUGAUGCACGGACCAUGUGGUCUGGCAAAACCAAACGCACCAUGUAUGGUGGGCGGUCGAUGCUCGAAACAUUUUCCAAAGAAUUUCAAAAGUGAAACCGUAAUAAAUGAUGAUGGUUAUCCUAUAUAUAAAAGAAGAAAUGAUCAUAGGGUUGCUAUUAAAAAUGGGAUUGAGCUUGAUAAUAGAUUUGUAGUACCUUACAACCUUACAUUGGUUAAUAAAUACCAAGCUCAUAUUAAUGUUGAAUGGUGUAAUAAGUCUAGGCUUAUCAAAUAUUUAUUCAAAUAUGUUAAUAAAGGCCCGGAUCGAUCUGCCGUUGUUCUCGAAAAUAAUAUUAACCAUGAAGCCUCCAGCUCCGAUCAACGGUAUAAACAAGUAGAUGAAAUCAAGCAAUACCUGGAUUGUCGAUAUUUAUCUGCGUAUGAGGCUAUUUGGAGGUUAUUUGAUUUUGAUAUUCACUUUAGACAACCAUCAGUCGAAAGAUUGACCGUACAUUUGCCUAUGAUGAAUAAUGUUACAUAUCAUAGUGCCCAAAAUUUGAUAAAUGGUCUGAGGCGCCCUAAUAUUGGUAAGACAAUGUUUACGUCAUGGAUGGAGACCAAUCAAGGUAACGAUGAUGCCCGCGAUCUGACAUACGCAGAGUUCCCAACAAAAUGGGUAUGGCAUCCAAAAGAUAAAUUUUGGUCAAGACGCAAACAAGGAAAUCGUAUAGGAAGAAUAGUUUAUAUACAUCCAAGUGCAGGAGAGCUUUAUUACUUAAGGAUGCUUUUGAAUGUAGUUAGAGGUCCUAGAGAUUAUGCAGAAAUUAGAACUGUUAACGGUGUUACUCAUGAAACAUUUCGUUCUGCAUGUCAAGCCUUAGGGUUACUUGGGGAUGAUAAUGAAUGGAGGGCCGCUCUGAGUGAGGCAACCCUUUGGUGCUCCGCAUGUCAGCUUAGGCAGCUUUUCGUCACUAUAUUGCUGUACUGUGAGGUAACCGAUCCACUUAAAUUGUGGGAAGAAUUUUGGGAAUCAUUUGCCGACGAUAUUGUACAUAAGUUGCAGACUAUUCUUGGGCUCCAAAAUCUCCGCAUGCCUCAAGUUGAACUCCAAAAUCAUGUUUUGUUUGAGCUCGAAAUAUUAUUUAAUAAAAACGGGAGCUCCCUUGCACAUUUCAAACUUCCUAUUCCAAAUAGAAUGGUUGUCAACCAACUGAAUAAUAGGUUGCUCAGGGAAGAGCUGGAUUACAAUUUAGAGGAAUUAGAACGGGAACAUUUGCAUUUGUUUAGGGGAUUGACAGAUGAACAAAGGGAAAUCUAUAAUGCUGUGUUGAUUUCCAUAUAUGAAAAAAAUGGGGAUGUCAUAUUUGUUUAUGGUCAUGGCGGAACGGGUAAAACUUACCUGUGGAAGACUAUUAUUUGCAAAUUACAUUCGGAAGGCAGGAUAGUGUUGGCUGUUGCUUCAUCCGGUAUAGCUUCACUUCUUUUACCCGGGGGUAGGACAGCUCACUCGAGAUUUAAAAUACCUAUUAAAAUUGAUGACUCUUCUGUUUGCGAAAUAAAGAAGUCCAGCCAACUUGCAAAAUUAAUUUCCCAUGCUAGCUUGAUCAUCUGGGAUGAAGCACCUAUGAACCACAAGAAUUGUUUUGAGGCACUAGAUAGAACAUUGAAAGACAUUUUGGAAUUAGAUGAUUCAAAUGCUGGGGAAAAAAUGUUCGGGGGGAAAACCGUUCUUUUGGGCGGCGAUUUCCGACAAAUACUUCCAAGUUCUUCAAGUGACAGAUCAUCUGCAUCUCUAGCAGAAUUCAGUAAAUGGAUACUCGAUAUUGAAAUUUAUGAUUGUAUUGGAGCGAACUACAAUAAUCCUGCCUACCUGCGUGAUCGAGCUAUUGUUACACCAACAAACGAAAUGGUUGAUGAGCUCAAUGCCUAUGUUUAUAAAUUUGCAAUGGAGUACCAACUAUUAUCUGAAUUAUCGUUGCAAUCUCAAAAUUGCAAGAUUAAGGGAUAUUCUCUACAAGGAACGAUACGUAAAAAAGAUACAGAAGAAUUCAAAAGCCGACUUGCUGAAGGGAAAAUAUAUCUUAUAGAAAAGUUCAGUGUUAUUCCGAGCAAGAAAAAGUUUGUUACCGUCGAGCGUCCUUACAUGGUUCAGAUAAAUAGGUGGACAUUUGUAACACUGGUUGAGGAAGAAAUGGACAUAAUGCCUUUAUAUAGUUUUAAUUUCUCAAACUUCCAGCAAGUUGAAAAUCAGAGAUACAAUGACACUGUUCUCACAGAAAAGAUACAUUUGUCAACCUGUUCUGCAUCAAAGAUUUACAUAGACUUGCAAAUUCCAGAGGUUAUAGAGUUCUUGGAAAGAUUACAAACCAUACCUGUCUCCGUUCAGCAGCUUGCUGUCAGUCAACAACAAAUUAUUAGUCCACAAGAAGAAAUCUGUAUGAACAGAAAAACUGUUGCUCAAUUGUUCGGUCUCGACGUAUCUAACACUCAGAAUAUCAAGUACACUUGCAGAGCUAAAAUUUCUGACAUCGAUACAUCUUUUGGUUGGUGGUACAAAGCAUGUUAUAACUGCAAAUCAGCUGUCACAACAUUUGAUGAUACUUUUUUGUGCUCCAAUUGUGACAAGAAUGAUCGACCUCCUAUACCAUGGUACAAAUUAAAAACUAUUGUUGAGGAUGAUACCGGCUCUGCAAUUUUUACCAUAUUCGGAAGAUUAGCGCAAGAUUUGAUCCAUAUUCCAGCCCAAAAUCUUGCUACUUCAACUGGUUCGGAUAAAUUUACGCUGCCUCCUAUAAUUAAAACAAUUAUUGGAAGUGAACAUGUUUUCCAGAUAGUGCCUGACAUGCAGCGAUUUAGAACAAGUGUUCCUUCUUUUAAAGUCGUCAAAAUUUUUAGUACUCAAUACAGUUUAAAGGAGAAUGCUUCUUCGCCUAAAAAUUUAAUGAUCAAAUGUGAAGAAAAGCUCGAUUUUCCUACUGCUCAAGAAGAAAUUCACAAGGAAUUAUUUGACGAAGCAUCCCCAUGCACAACCAUUUCCUGCAGGUAA
Ananas comosus (pineapple) is the source of this 4326-nucleotide messenger RNA. RefSeq lists its product as uncharacterized. The coding region runs from base 1 to 4326 and encodes 1441 amino acids. The transcript has 10 exons. Gene Ontology annotation, biological process: DNA repair; telomere maintenance. Gene Ontology annotation, molecular function: DNA helicase activity. Lineage: Eukaryota; Viridiplantae; Streptophyta; Magnoliopsida; Poales; Bromeliaceae. The record is from RefSeq and is a predicted model, not a curated record.